GGGCAGAGGCCUCGGCAGGCGCGGUCAUGGCGGUGCCCACGAACAGGUCCCUGGCCCAGGCUCUUGCCUUCCUGGUCGGGCUGCUCCUGAGCGGCCUGGCGGGCGCCAUCCCGGCCCCGGGCAACGGCGGGGCGCGCGACGGGCCGGGGCCACCCGCUUGCCGCUCCGUGCUCCUGGACGCCGCGUCGGGCCAGCUGCGCCUGGUGGAGGGUCGCCACCCCGAGGCGGUGGCCUGGGCCAACCUCACCAACGCCAUCCACGAGACCGGGUGGGCCUUCCUGGAGCUGGGCACCAGUGGCAACUACAAUGACAGCCUGCAGGCCUACGCAGCUGGUGUGGUGGAGGCCUCCGUGUCGGAGGAGCUCAUCUACAUGCACUGGAUGAACACCAUGGUGAACUACUGUGGCCCUUUCGAGUACGAGGUGGGCUACUGUGAGAGGCUCAAGGGCUUUCUGGAGGCCAACCUGGAGUGGAUGCAGCAGGAGAUGGAGCGGCAGCAGGACUCUCCCUACUGGCACCAGGUGAGGCUGACCCUCCUGCAGCUGAAGGGCCUAGAGGACAGCUACGAGGGCCGCUUGAGCUUCCCCACUGGGAGGUUCUCCAUCAAGCCUCUGGGGUUCCUACUGCUGCAGAUCUCGGGCGACCUGGAGGACCUAGAGCCAGCUUUGAACAAGACCAAGACCAGGGCGACCCUGGGCUCCGGCUCCUGCUCUGCCCUCAUCAAACUCCUGCCUGGCCAGCAGGACCUGCUGGUGGCACAUAACACGUGGAACGCCUACCAGUACAUGCUGCGUGUCCUCAAGAAGUACCAGCUGCAGUUCCGGAAGGGCCCCCGAGAGGACUACCCCCUGGCUCCGGGCAACAAGAUGGUCUUCUCGUCCUACCCGGGCACCAUCUUCUCUGGUGACGACUUCUAUAUCCUGGGCAGCGGGCUGGUCACCCUGGAGACCACCAUCGGCAACAAGAACCCGGCAUUGUGGAAGUACGUGCAACCCCAGGGCUGCGUUCUUGAGUGGGUCCGCAACACCGUGGCCAACCGCCUGGCUGUGGAUGGUGCCAGCUGGGCAGACGUCUUCAAGAGCUUCAACAGUGGCACGUAUAAUAACCAGUGGAUGGUCGUGGACUACAAGGCAUUCAUCCCCGGCAAGCCCAGCCCGGGCAGCAGGGUGCUCACCAUCCUGGAGCAGAUCCCGGGCAUGGUAGUGGUUGCUGACAAGACCUCAGAGCUUUAUGAGAAGACCUACUGGGCCAGCUACAACAUCCCGUCCUUUGAGUCUGUGUUCAACGCCAGUGGGCUGCAGGCUCUGGUAGACCAGUACGGGGACUGGUUUUCCUACAGCAAGAGCCCCCGCGCCCAGAUCUUCCUGCGGAACCAGUCUCUGGUGCAUGACGUGGACUCUAUGGUGCGGCUGAUGAGGUACAACGACUACCUCCAUGACCCUCUGUCGCAGUGUGAAGCCUGCAGCCCGCAGCCUAAUGGGGAAAAUGCCAUUUCUGCCCGCUCCGACCUCAACCCAGCCAACGGCUCCUACCCCUUCCCAGCGCUGCGCCAGCGCUCACAUGGGGGUAUUGAUGUGAAGGUGACCAGCAUGUCGCUGGCCAAGGCACUGAGCCUGUUGGCUGUCAGUGGCCCCACGUGGGACCAGGUGCCCCCGUUCCAGUGGAGCACCUCGCCUUUCCAGGACCUGCUGCACAUGGGCCACCCUGACCUCUGGAAGUUCGCCCCCAUUGAGGUCUCGUGGGACUGAGGCACCUCUCGCCUGCUGCCUUGCUGCCGGCCCCGCCCUGUGGAGCCCUGGCAGGCCGCACUGCCUGCCCGCCGCCUGGCUCUGCCGUCCACCAGCCUGAGCUGGGGUCUGCCUGGGAGGUUUUCUCCAAGGUGAGACCAACUCAGUGUCAGUCCUGAAGAGCAUGGGCCAUCCCUACCCCUGCUCUGCUGUGCUGUCUCUGCCAUCCCCCCAUGUCCUGCUGGUCACCAGGGCAUGCUGGGGUCCCCACCGCACCCCAGGAAGCAGACUAUACCUCUGGAUGGAAACUUGAGUACAACCGAAACCAAAGUUUCUGGCCAUGAUGGCCAGAGGGUCCUGAGUGCCCGUCUCCCUGCAGGGCUAGCAGGAGUGUCGCGCUGAGCUCCCACCUCUUGUCCUUGCCCAGUCUGGUCUGCCCCUGGCCUCUGGGCAGCACCUGCAGACCCCACUGUAAGAACUGAACCGCAGAUUGUGUCACCAUUAAACACAGGAGGCUGUG
Molecule: messenger RNA, 2247 nt
Organism: Octodon degus (degu)
Lineage: Eukaryota; Metazoa; Chordata; Mammalia; Rodentia; Octodontidae
Gene: Plbd2
Product: phospholipase B domain containing 2
Exons: 12
Coding region: 27-1748 (573 amino acids)
Biological process (GO): phospholipid catabolic process
Cellular component (GO): extracellular region
Molecular function (GO): glycerophospholipase activity
Source: RefSeq, a predicted model, not a curated record